UUUGGGGCCACAAUUUCACCCGCCCGGGAGCCUUUGCGCCAGAACUUCCAGUCCUUCUAUUAAAGCCCAUACACCUGAUUCUCUGGCCAAUUCGACCUCAAGAGUCCUGCAGUGAUUCAUGUCUUCUCGUCCCUCUUCACCCGCCAAUGGCCCUGCCGCGGCCAGCGGUUCCAGCAUCAGCCGACCUUCCUCUCCCACGCCUCCCGGCGGCCCUCGAACUGCGAUCCGUCGACGUGCCGCUGCUGAUCAGAAGGAGAAGCUUGCCAAUGCUCGGCCGAGCAGCACACGGGCUGCUGGCGCUGGCGGCUCCAGCAGCACUAUGCUGAGACUCUACACGGACGAGUCUCCCGGACUGAAGGUUGACCCCGUUGUUGUUCUUGUUCUGUCCCUGGUUUUCAUCUUCAGCGUUGUUGCUCUGCACAUCAUUGCCAAGAUCAGCCGCAAAUUCUCGAGCUAAACACGUUAUAUGGUGGCCGAAAUGAUACGAGGUUCCGCGGCGGCUCGGGUUGAACAGGCCGAGUUCAAGCUGAUGCGAAGGGUCAAGGCGCAAGAGAAGCAAAAAGGACAAAAACCAACAAAACAAUUGACUUACACAGAAGCAGGAUGUAUGGAAUUUUGGUGGGAUACACUCGACCUGGCCCUUAAUCACCAUGGAGUCUGAGAGCGACUAAUGAUAUUUUGUACUAUAUGAGCAAAACGGCU
Molecule: messenger RNA, 702 nt
Organism: Trichoderma citrinoviride
Lineage: Eukaryota; Fungi; Ascomycota; Sordariomycetes; Hypocreales; Hypocreaceae
Product: Pre protein translocase Sec Sec61-beta subunit
Exons: 6
Coding region: 119-457 (112 amino acids)
Biological process (GO): intracellular protein transport
Cellular component (GO): Sec61 translocon complex
Source: RefSeq, a predicted model, not a curated record